UUCUUCCAUUUUACUCGCGUACACACAUGAUGAUAAAUCGCGGAAAAAGCUGAGUCGUCGAUCGAACAUUUCAGAUUCGAAUAACUCGUGAGAAAAAAAAGAAUCGUCUGGAUUAUGGAUGUAUAAACGUGCCGUUGUUCGAGGAAUUUUCAACUAAACUAUAUAAAAGGAGAAAAAGUCAUGAGGAAAACGCGGUACAGAUACGACAAAUUUGUGAUAAUAUACCGAGGAGACUGUUCGCGGUAAGGACAUCUCAAUCGGUGGGUGACGACGUCGGAUGUCGUCCCUAUUAUUGCAUCGCAAAUACUGUAACGACGACAACGACGAAGAAAAGCCAACAUCGCGUCGUUAAUACCAAAGGAAAACGAUCGAUAUACUCAUAGUUUUACUGUAACACAUCUCGUUCACAGUUAGCCUCGUUAUCGUGGACUCUAGCCAAAUCGGGACGCGGGUCAUUAUAUUGGGCUUCGGUGGUAAAGGUGAAUUAUCCGAUCGCUCGUCGUUGCCGCCGUACAGUCACGUGGUAAUAAAGUGCCGACCUCGAGUGACCCUGAAGUGACCUUGCAGUGAUGAAAUUGUAAAAAAAAAAUAUUCACUCUACCUGCGGUUAUUGUCGUCAUAGCACAUCUACGAUAUAAUUCAUUGUUUACCGAAUUGUCGUCGCGAGAUAAGUAAAAUAGAAAAACACCAACCCCCGAAAUGUCUACCGCGCGACAAAAUUCUACCAGACGCAAUCGCUACUCGAGAUCGUCGACCACCAGCGUUACUCAGUUACUUAGCGAUUCAUGUUCGAGUCUUCUUCAGCGAUUGACCACACGGGUUCGCGGCCCCUCCACCACCGUUGAUCGAUCUUCGUCCUCGAAUAUUAUCCCCGCCGUCGUAAGUUUGGGAAGCACCAGGUCCCGGCUCGAGGAUAAAUACUCUUCGGUACUAGAACGUUAUGGGUCAAGAAAACGAGAUGACAGCUACUCCCACAGGCUCGACCGUGAUCACAGUUACUGUAGGAGAGACGGUAGUUAUAGGAGAGACGAUAAAACUCUCGAGCCGAAUUCACCCGCUCGAGGAAGCGUCGUUGCCGCUGGAGCUGUGAGUGCUAAAAAUUCGGCGAACGUUCUCCUAUCGGAAAAAGCUUAUCCUUACGUUAGCACGUCAUCCGCAACAGCGUCGGCCGGUGUGACUCGUGAAAAAACACCUGGCUAUCACAGAUCGGGCGAGAGGAGAUCUCUGCUUUCGUCGGAGUCGUUCAGAAGAUACGGGAGGCACAAAAGUGGACACGCCGACAGUCGACCCUCGAGAAAAGUGCGGCCCCACAGGACCGGGAGGAGCGAACAGGCCGACAGAACCCCCGGUAUGCGACAAUUGAGACCGGUAGAAUUCGAUCCGAGGUCCAUAGAGCAGAGAUCUGCGGAAAUUUUGGAUCCCGUUGAUCCGGAUAGGACGCCAACCGCCACAGUUGACGACGUUGCGACUGCCGCGGAUUUAGCGGUUUCCGAAAGAGAAGCGAAAAGGAAAGAGAUUCAGAGUUUGAUAUUAAAGUAUGCCGCUUUGGACGAUGUACCUGUAACUCCAGCGGCUGCUGCUGAAGGGAGUUCCGUAAACGAUACGAAAUUAAAACAACCGCAACAGCAACCGAUUAGUACGACGGAUUUAAUCGCAUCUAAAUAUCAACGGCCUGUCGCGGUCGCGUGUCCGAUUGAAAAUCUUCUGCAGGCGAUGCCUAGCCCUCGACCACCCUCCGUCGAGGAUGACGAAGAUGGCCAUCUUGUUUACCGAUCCGGCGACAUCCUGGCAAAUAGAUAUAAAGUUCUGGCCACCCUGGGUGAGGGUACCUUUGGAAAAGUUGUCAAGGUUAAAGAUAUGCAAAUGGAUCACGUAAUGGCCUUGAAGAUUAUUAAGAACGUUGAGAAAUACAGGGAGGCUGCCAAACUUGAGAUAAAUGCUUUAGAAAAAAUUGCUCUCAAGGAUCCAGAAUGUCAGCACUUGUGUGUAAAAAUGUUGGAUUGGUUCGACUACCACGGUCACAUGUGCAUCGCCUUUGAAAUGCUCGGACUGAGCGUGUUUGAUUUUUUGAGAGACAACAAUUAUCAACCCUAUCCCCUGGAUCAUGUGCGGCACAUGGGCUACCAGUUGUGUUACGCUGUGAAAUUCCUCCACGACACUAAACUCACGCACACUGACCUCAAGCCAGAGAACAUACUCUUCGUUGACUCUGAUUAUGACUUAUCGUACAACAGUAAAAAGAGGAUGGAUGUAAGGCGUGUGAAGAGAACAGAUAUCAGACUAAUCGAUUUUGGCAGUGCUACUUUCGAUCACGAACAUCACAGCACAAUAGUUAGCACAAGGCAUUACAGAGCACCCGAAGUAAUUUUAGAAUUAGGGUGGGCACAACCCUGCGAUGUGUGGUCCAUUGGAUGUAUCUUGUUCGAGUUAUAUUUGGGCAUUACCUUGUUUCAAACCCACGACAAUAGGGAACACCUAGCAAUGAUGGAGAGAAUACUGGGAACGAUUCCGCAUCGUAUGGCACGUAAAACCAAAACUAAAUACUUCUAUCACGGUAAAUUAGACUGGGACGAAAAAAGCUCUGGCGGAAGAUACGUCAGAGACAACUGCAAACCCUUACACCGUUAUUUACUCUCGGAUGACGAAGAACAUAUGCAGCUGUUUGAUUUGAUCGGGCGAAUGCUUGAGUACGAGCCAACCCAGCGUAUAACAUUGAAGGAUGCUCUGAAUCAUGCCUUCUUCGACGCUUUGCCCGCAUCGCAACGACUACCGGAUCUCCGGGGUACCGGUGACCAUUCUGUUCCGACACACGAGCGAUCACACUCGUUAUCGCGAUGAAGGUAGAGAUGGGACCAAUUAUUUAGCUAAACGAACACCCUCUCGCCAAUGUUGCUUCGCAAUUCCGCCGAUGUAAUAAAUAUGAUCCCUGAUAAUCGGUUCGAUCCUAAGUGUAAUUAUCGGAGUAAUUUUGUCUCAUAUUUUAAAAACUUAAUGACAUUUCGCUGCUAAUCAAAGUCAAAAGCAGAUUUAGUUCUCCAAUAAUUGAAGGACUUCGGCCGUUGAUGUGUUCUCGGUAUUGAUUGAACAACGGUUACACCCACCCGCGCAAUUAAUGACUAAAUAAUUAACGAUGACAGAGUCUUGGUGCUGGCACGUAAGAUCUGGUGUUUACGUUUAGUUGAAAUAAGUGUCCCAGUUUAUCUAAAACCUAUUUUAAAUCCACUCAAAUCAAUUUCUGUACAUUUUAAUAUUUUUAUUUUAUCACUCUGUAUCGUCAUGCAGAAAUUUUUCAAGUUUCAAAUACAACUUGUUAAGAAAUAAUGAAAGGGCGAUCGUUCGUUGUGGGAUUUAGGAAUUAUUUUACAAUGGUGUCAUCGUAUUCUCAGAGUAGCUGAGAAUCUCGAAGAUAGCGUUAAAUUAGAAUUAAUUUAACCUGAAUUUCGAAACCCUGCAUCAGAAGAAUCAAGAAGAUGUUACGAAAGUUGUAACGUCCUAUCGAUGGCAGGUUGUGAUAGUACCUGCUAUUGUUUCACCCAAACGAAGUACAUUUACUUGGUGGUAACUUUGUGUAUAUAUAUAUGGAUAUGUCUAUAUGAAAAUAUAGAUACAUAUAUUUCUUGAUGAAUUAAUUACAUAAGAGUAUGAUAGCCAAUGGAUCAUUUUCCGUUAUUUGAAUUUGUUUUCGAAUUUUAAAGAGGACUGAGUUCGUUAACGUUUCUAUGUACGAGGUUUUCUUUCUUUUUUUUUUUUUUUCUUUUUUUCUUUUUAUAAGUGAGCGAUUGAAUGAGUUCUGAAUUUUCGUUCCAGUUACGAGUACUAGACAAUUGAUAUUAAACGAAAAACCGUUCUGUAUAUGAUGCAUAAUCUCCUUACUUACAUAGGUAUAAUAAUAAUUACCAAUUUUAACUUCUUAUUUAUGUAAAUAUGUGAUGUAUAACGUCAGUUGUGAUUCAAAAAGAAAUCAAUCUUUGACUUGGUUUUGCCUCAAUAAUAACUUAACAUAUAUUAGCAAUUGACAUCAUUUUAUUCUAUUUUCAGUUUUUUUUUUUCUUUUUUUUUUCGUACACCAAUGAGAAAAAUUACCAUUCACUAGAUCAUACAUCUAGCAAUUUCGUUUCAAUAAGUUUGAAUAAUGGUUAUCGGUAUGAUGAAUUCAAAAUAAUAAUAAAACAAAAAUACCAAAUAAUGAGAAAAUGUAUAUAUAAAAAUUUAUACAUAUAUGUAUACAUGCCCCGUAUUCGACGAUGAAAAGCUUUUAAAGUAGGGGGAUCAUUAUUUUAUUGUAUCUGUACAAUUGAUAAAAAGGUUGUGUAAUAAUACACAUACAUACCUAUGAGAAACGAUACGAUUAAAAAUAUAUUACCUUAAGCACAGUAUAA
Athalia rosae (coleseed sawfly) is the source of this 4379-nucleotide messenger RNA. RefSeq names its product dual specificity protein kinase CLK2 (gene Doa). The transcript is spliced from 9 exons. NCBI's taxonomy places the organism in Eukaryota, Metazoa, Arthropoda, Insecta, Hymenoptera, Athaliidae. The record is from RefSeq and is a predicted model, not a curated record. Gene Ontology annotation, molecular function: ATP binding; protein kinase activity. Gene Ontology annotation, biological process: protein phosphorylation. The coding region runs from base 700 to 2838 and encodes 712 amino acids. Gene Ontology annotation, cellular component: nucleus.